Nanorana parkeri is the source of this 1421-nucleotide messenger RNA. RefSeq names its product geminin coiled-coil domain containing (gene GMNC). Gene Ontology annotation, cellular component: nucleus. The transcript has 5 exons. Bases 17 to 1048 code for a protein of 343 amino acids. The record is from RefSeq and is a predicted model, not a curated record. Lineage: Eukaryota; Metazoa; Chordata; Amphibia; Anura; Dicroglossidae. Gene Ontology annotation, biological process: negative regulation of cell cycle; negative regulation of DNA replication.
GCUCAGUGGGGCUUUAAUGAAAACGUGUCUGCAAAUAUCUCAUUCAAGCAACAAGAUGAACACCAUUCUGGCGUGCCAAGACCAGUACUUUGCAGGGGGUCAGAGCUAUGAUUGCCCAUACUUCCCCUCAACUUCAGCGGCCAGUGUUGAUGUUACCAAGGAUACAUGGGUCUCUCUCUGGGCUCCUGGUCUCCUGGACGACACAUCAAGCAACCAGGGCCCACAAUCCCAUGGGCAGCUGUUCGAUGUUGGGCGCACACUUCCAGAUAAUUAUAUGUGGGAGGACCAGCUAUCUUCUCAGAUGAUCACAAACAUACAGCUUCAAGAUACAUUGGUCCAGAGGGAAGAGGAGCUGGCACGAUUGCACGAGGAGAAUAAUAAAUUGAAGCAGUACUUGAAUUCUGCUUUUGUGAAAUGUUUAGAGGAAAAGACCAAGAAACUGUUGUCCCAGCAUGGGGUCGGUGCUUCUCUGAAGAGGGAAGCAAAGGUUAGCAGCCUUGCCUCUCCUGAAAUCUCAGCCAAAAAGGCCAAGAGGAAUCUUUAUAGCGAUUUCACUGCCUGCGAAGGACAAUCCAGCCCUAGUGUAGCAUCCUGGGUCCUGCAGACUCUGGGACUGAAAGAUGUCAACACCAUUGAUGAUUCUGCUUCAGCUAACUACAGUGCCAUAUCUAAUGAGCUCAUCAGCAGCAUGGGGGCAGCAGAGUGUGGAAGUAUACAAGGCUCCCCCUCUUCUGGAUACAGUACAAUCCAUAUGACCCCUGUGAACAGCCAGGCUGGGAGCAGCUUAGACUCUCCCUAUUUGCCAAACUAUUCCCCCUCAUCCUGCAGUUCUUCAUCACUGCCAAGAAGUGAGUCAGUCAGUCCUUCUGACUCGCCUAUUUGCUAUACUCCAGAGGUAUCUCCAAACAAAACAGAAGUGGCCUUCUCCACAUCCCUAAGCCCUCAUUGCAACGUGAAGACACACAGCUUCUCCAAUGGACAAGCAUUCGUUCGCAGAGAUGGAGAAGGGGGAUGGAAAUUCACUUGGGUCCCCAAACAAUCUGAAUAAAAAAACUAUAUGGACAUGGGGUCAUCUCAUGGGAGUUUACAGAACCAUUUGCACUUGGUCAUGAGGACCUAUGAAGACCCCCUUCAGUCCUGCCUGUGUAUCCCAAUGUGAUCUCUUUAACCCACUGUUUGGGUUUUCUCUGCUGCCAGUACCAUAAAGGGGCCUUCAUUUGUUUACAUGCAAAUGUAUAUAUGUAUGAUCUUUUUUCCAUGAAAAAAUAGCCUAUUCUAACAGUAUUUAUUUCUGUUGGGUUUUAAGUGCAAUUAAUGGCAGUGCAGUUUUGAUUGUAGUCCUUUUUUGAUUUGCACCUCUUUAAUUUUGCUGCCUUAACAGUCUUCGAUCACUGCCUUAAUUUAUACAAUGAACACAGUGA